Hyalella azteca is the source of this 928-nucleotide messenger RNA. Its product is annotated as glycine-rich protein 5-like. The record is from RefSeq and is a predicted model, not a curated record. Lineage: Eukaryota; Metazoa; Arthropoda; Malacostraca; Amphipoda; Hyalellidae. The transcript has 2 exons. Bases 72 to 770 code for a protein of 232 amino acids.
AAAGGAAGGGCGUUGAGGGUGAAUGCGCACUAUCUGAACUGCAGUUUCAGUGACAAAUCCUCUCACUCAUCAUGUACACGAUCGCCGUUGCUCUCGUCGCAAGCCUCGUUUCCUUGGCCUCAGCUGACGGAGGUUUGGACCACGGCAUCGGCAUAGGCCAUGGCGUUGGAGGUGACAUCGGCAUUGGCCAUGGCGUUGGAGGUGACAUCGGCGUAGGCCAUGGCGUUGGAGGCGACCUCGGCAUAGGCCAUGGCGUUGGAGGUGACAUCGGCAUUGGCCAUGGCGUUGGAGGUGACAUCGGCAUUGGCCAUGGCGUUGGAGGCGACCUCGGCAUAGGCCAUGGCGUUGGAGGCGACAUCGGCGUAGGCCAUGGCGUUGGAGGCGACCUCGGCAUAGGCCAUGGCGUUGGAGGCGACCUCGGCGUAGGCCAUGGCGUUGGAGGCGACUUUGGUGGAGUCGGAAUAGGCGGAGGAUUUGGAGGUGGAUUUGGUGGAGUCGGACUUGGAGCUGGAGGGUUCGGUGGAGUCGUGGGAGGGAACGUUGUGAGCACCGUGCCCGUGGUCGUGCCUACUCCAUUUGCCGUGCACGUGCCAGUCCACGUGCCGGUCGUGAGGGAAUACACGGUCCCUCACUUCGUGACCAUCGUGAGGAAAGUGAAAGUCCCCGUUGAGGUCAUCAAAAAAGUCCCCGUUGAAGUCAUCAAGAAAAUACCGGUGCCCGUGAAAGUCCCCGUCCACGUCCACAAACAUCAUGGACACGUUCAUCAUUAACUUAGAUUACCAAAUAGUUUAUCCCGAUAAUUUAUUUUAUAAAAUAAUCGUUAGCAGGCUUCGCAUUUUUUUUCUCUUAAGUCAAUGUACGAGAAGAAGUGUAGAAAAACUGAAACGGAUUUUUACUUGCCAGUUACAAUAAAACUUCAAUGAUUUUG